UAAAAAUAAAACGAUACUACCUUUAUAUUAAAAUAGGAAUAAAUUCACAAUCUUUAUUACAAUUCGCAAAAUGUUUCUGCAUUUCUAUCGGUAGAAAAACGUUAUGAAAAAGCUCCACGUUUUCCUUUUAUUUUUCUACUUUGGAUUCUCUUUAUCAAUGUGGCUGCCGAUCACUAAAUUCAGUCGUUCAAGAGCAACAAAGCCACCACUAUUCCCACCACCCUCGGAACUGAAAGAGGAACAUUUGUAUAAACUAAAAAUACCCAAUAAAAAAUUAUGCGACGAAAUGGAGCGGAAUCAGCACGGAAAGUACCUUCUCAUACCCUGGCUGUCCUUGAACUGCCAGGUCUUGAAGGAUGACGUAGCGAGGAAUCUGUCUCCUGGGGAUGUCCUACCGAUCCACAGAGCCGUGAUAAACAAACUUUUUUCAUUCCGAAGAAGCGGCCUGUUGAAAUAUUAUAGCAGAACCACAUUGCCUCAUAUAAGCAGGAUUUAA
Molecule: messenger RNA, 496 nt
Organism: Danaus plexippus (monarch butterfly)
Lineage: Eukaryota; Metazoa; Arthropoda; Insecta; Lepidoptera; Nymphalidae
Exons: 2
Coding region: 104-496 (130 amino acids)
Source: RefSeq, a predicted model, not a curated record